This is a messenger RNA of Dalotia coriaria, 4681 nucleotides long. It is a transcript of the gene ssh, whose product is annotated as Protein phosphatase Slingshot. The transcript has 6 exons. Gene Ontology annotation, biological process: actin cytoskeleton organization; protein dephosphorylation; negative regulation of actin filament polymerization. Lineage: Eukaryota; Metazoa; Arthropoda; Insecta; Coleoptera; Staphylinidae. The record is from RefSeq and is a predicted model, not a curated record. Gene Ontology annotation, molecular function: protein tyrosine/serine/threonine phosphatase activity; actin binding. The coding region runs from base 444 to 3749 and encodes 1101 amino acids. Gene Ontology annotation, cellular component: cytoplasm.
UCAUAGAUUUCGCUACGAGUCCGUGCGCUCGCUAGAAAUUCAUCGGCCUCGUCGGCGUCGAACGCUCUGGUCGACCACUGACAGACACUCUGUACUCUGACACAUCGCGGGGCAUUGUUUGUUGUGUUUCGUUGCGAUGAGCGUUCGCCGCGUCCGCGCUGGCAUCCACGCGAAAUCCACCCCGGCGUGAGACGAGAUCGAUGGGGCCCGCGCAGCUUCCGAGAAUGUUGUGAAUUCGCGUCGAGCCUUGCCACCAGCGCGCCAGCCAGAGAGAACCUUGGUGCAAGUAAGAGACUUGACAGUGAAAUUAACUGUGCUUUAGUGCGAAUAACGGCAAAGUUGUCUGUCGUCGCGGGUCGAUUGGGGGACAGGACACAUGCAAGCGCGCCGGGAGCGUGGCGAGCCCGACGUCGUCGACGCCUGAGGGGGCCCGCGCCGCAGGGAUGGCCCUGGUCACCGUGCAGCGCAGCCCCAGCAGCACCACAUCGCCGCAAACGGAUACGACAACAGGGAUUAAUAUCACCGACGAAAUCGACAUGGGACGAAAUUCAAAAAGUCUUAGUGAAUGCUAUUUUGCCGGCAAGGGCACCGCGCUGGUCCUACCCGCCGCCUCCGAGGCCCAGAAGGCGUCGCGACGCGCCAGCGCCGGCUCCAACAUCCAGAAACACCUCCAGUCUAUGUUCUACCUGUUGCGACCCGAGGAGACUUUAAAAAUGGCUGUAAAAUUAGAAAGUGUCCAUGCGAAUCGCACGCGUUAUCUGGUGGUGGUUUCACGGAUGGGCGCGCGUGCUGAAGAGUCCUGCCUUCUGGGGAUUGACUGCAAUGAACGGACAACGGUCGGCAUGGUGCUCAAGGUGCUUGCUGAUACUGCCAUCACGUUGGAUGGUGAUGGUGGCUUCAGCGUGACUGUCUGUGGGCGGCAUCACAUCUUCAAGCCGGUGUCGGUGCAAGCUAUGUGGUCAGCAUUGCAGACGCUGCACAAGGCGAGUUCAAAGGCGCGCGAUCAAAACUACUUCCAAGGCGGGACGACGCACGCGUGGGUGCACUACUAUGAAUCGCGCAUCGAAUCGGAUCGCUCCUGCCUCAACGAGUGGAACGCCAUGGACUGCCUGGAAUCACGGCGGGCACCCUCACCGGAUUCAGCACGUACCAAACCUACGGCACGUGCUGAAACAGAGCGCGUGAUCAAAUGCACGCUCAAAGAGAUUAUGAUGUCCGUUGAUUUGGACGAGGUGACGAGCAAAUAUAUUCGUUCCCGGCUAGAGGAGCUCUUUGAUAUGGAUCUGGCCGAGUACAAGAGCUUCAUCGAUCAGGAGAUGUUGACCAUUUUGGGGCAGAUGGACGCGCCUACUGAGAUCUUCGACCAUGUCUAUUUGGGCAGCGAGUGGAACGCUUCUAACUAUGAGGAGUUGCAGCGUAACGGGGUGGGGCAUAUCCUCAAUGUGACGCGCGAGAUUGACAACUUUUUUCCGGGCACUUUUGAUUAUUACAAUGUGCGCGUGUAUGACGAUGAAAAGACUGACUUGCUACGCCACUGGGACAAUACGUUUAAGUAUAUUACGAAUGCUAAGCGCGAGGGGUCGAAGGUGUUGGUGCAUUGUAAGAUGGGCGUGUCGCGGUCUGCUUCCGUGGUGAUUGCCUAUGCGAUGAAGGCGUACAAUUGGAACUUUGCGCAGGCUAUGGAGCAUGUUAAGCAGAAGCGCAACUGUAUUAAACCCAACACGUCCUUCCUCAGCCAGCUGGAGACCUAUCAGGGUAUUCUUGAUGCGAUGAAGAAUCGUGAGAAACUUCAAAGGUCCAAGUCGGAGACUAAUCUGAAAAGUCCCGGACUUGUUGCUAAGAAUGAAUUGAUUUUGGUUGGGAGUGAACCCACGCCGAUUGUUAAGACCAUGAAUGUGAAUCUACCGCGGCCGGUUCAUGCGGAGACGAUUUCGAUGUCUGGGCAGGAUCUAAGACAGCUAGGGUCACGUCCCAAGUCUUGGUCUCCGGAGGGUUUGGUAAGCGAAGAGGUGCGGCAGGUUCCGCCGUCAUUUCGUUCAUUGGAGAAUCUCAAUCAGCGCAAUGGGGAGGAGCAGAAGGAGCUGUCGAUAUCGAGAGACGCGCCCACGAACAAAGUGAAGCUACUGAAGGAUGCCGCAAGGAAUGUCCUUUUGCCCUGCGACAAUGGAGAGUCUUACAGUGUUUCACCCAAUCAAAUUAUGCACAUACCCAAUCGCAACCAGGACGCUUUGAUAGGCCUGGCGUCGGUUAAGGAGAGGGUGAAUGAAUUAGAGGCUGCAAAAAAGCGCGAGAAGAAAAAGUUGGUGUUGAACUUGUUUCCGCAUGACCAAACCGAUGAAGGUGGGACGUCAAAGGAGGCGGAAUCUAAGGAUAUUUGGGAUCCGGGAGAUCAGCAACAACAGAAGAGUAACAAGACAACUGCAACAACGCAUGACUGUGAUUUUAAAAGUGCAAAGGACGCGAUUAAGACUAGUAGUGACGAUGUGAAGGGGGCCUCGUCGCCCCCGGACAUGUUUUCAAAUCACUGUGAUCGGGUGUUUGACCGCGAGGAGCGCAAACAACGCGCGCCCACUUGUAAUUUAACCACCGACGAAGAGAUUCCUCGAAAUUGUCCGUCUAGGCAGAGCUCGUGGUCGUCGUAUGACAGCGCUGUGGGGCUAAACUAUCAGGGUGAGACACGGGACGUACCAUCUCGGCACUCGAGUUGGGGUUCUGGUGAUACGCGCAUCCUACCAUCGCGGAACAGUUCCUGGGGUUCGUACGAUAUUCGUGCGGGUGUGGCUUCUGCCGCAGGUGCGAUUCCUUCAAACAACGGCAACUCGGAUCUCAUUGCAAUAGAGAGCAACGCAGCGGGAAUCUUUCCGGGUACGGUACGGCGAACAAAACAGAAAUUGGAAGAGAAUUCCAACGUGGAAAACACGCCCGCUGCGAUCAAUAUUACUACAUCACCUAACACGGACGGCUGCCUCUCGAGGUUAUCUGCAAGUGCACCGGAGAAAUCCAACAUGGAGUUGAUGGUGAGUGAGAAUGCUAACAGUUUAUCGCGAUCUGCCUCCAAUAUUGGCUCGAACAUCGUCAGUAAUGCGAAAAACUUUCUCGAAAGUUUACACAAAGAGGGUGGCAGACGAGACUUGGAUUCAGAAGAACCCACCACCAAUCCAGGUAUGGUUCAAAGUUUAAAAAAAGAGUUUGAAGCGAAGAACAUUGUGGAUGCGAAGGUGGUGCAGAUGAAUCUCACAAAUAGCAGUAUGGAAAACAGCGGUGUGGUUACUGGUGAUAGACGCAGCGUACCCUCAAGCCCUGUUUUGGAUAAAUCCGAAAAACCCUCAAGUCCCACCUCGUCAGAUCCCGGCGAAAACGUGAAAGAAUUACGCGGGAAAUUUGAAAAAUCUUUCAAUUUUAAAACCCCAUCACCUCAGCCACAACAGAUUCAUCCACACCCGCAUAGGUAUUCCUGUGUGGAGGUAUCCGUGGAAAAAAGUCCUGUCAGGAUUAAACAAACGCCACUGAUAACUGGAUUCAAACUGGGCUUGCAGGAGAAAAGCGUCGAGAGUGAGUUUAAGCGACCGCCGAUGAUUCCCGUGGUACGUCACGCACCCAAUUUGAUUCCCUCGUCACCUCCUGCCCCACCAACAUUGAACAACGCUAACCGCCGCCAGCCGCAGCAACAAUACGGCAAGAGUCAUCCGCUCGCGCAGCUAGGCAUCAAUAAACAACGCCACAACAAUCCUGUGUACAAUACAAUGUAAGUAUUGGUUGUGACGCGCCGCCACUGCAGCGAGUGUGCUCAAGAGGAUUUUCCACAAAUGGCUGUGACAUUUUAACUGCUACACGAUACACAAAAAUGUAAAACAAAAACCAAUGCGCUCAGAAAACUAAACUCGGAAAAUAGUAACUGCCAAAUUAUUUACUGUCUCAAGAUGAAUAAUACGGACCAAUGAUAGGCCAAAAGAUCAUAACAAUAAUAACAAUAGCAGUUGCUGAGUGAUGCAUGAAUUUGUUCGUUUUGGAAUUUAUUUUCGAAAUCACACCAUCACACAUCACAUAUCAACAAGUUUGCAAAUUUUAAUUCGUUAAAAUUUUUAAUUAAAAAAAUCCUUUGUGUAUAUAACUCAAACUUGAAUGUUUUUUUUUAGUAAUUUAUAAUUUUUAACUUUGGACACGCUGUGUGCAGUUUUCGUUGAUCAACUUUCGGCUGUCGUGUGUGCAAUCUAGUCUUUUAUCACUGCGCAAAGUGAGAUACUAAACAAAAAAACACAAAAUUACGAGUAUUGUGAGCGCCGGACAUGCGAGAAGAAACAAACAUUUGAAAUUCGCCUUAAACCCUAAAAACUAACUGGUAUUGUACAAAAAAAGAAAACAAGAAAUGAGGAGGUGGAGAAGACGCGCUAUUUUUUCAAUAUUCUAUUCUUGGCUAUGUACAUUAAUGUGUAUUCUUAGCACGUAAAACUUUUAUUAUUGGAUAAAUGUUGCUAUCGAAUAAUUUCCUCUCUCUCUCAUCUAGUAUCAAUUAUUAUUUAAACGCUAAACAAAACAAAAGCAUUACGUGUGUGAUAGCCUGUAAGUCGUUUUUUUUAAUUUUAAUUAAAUUUAAGCGAGUGAAGAGAAGAAGUGUUACAUAUAUUGUCCAUACAGAUGAUGAAAUGUAGAUAAAUGAAAAAAAGACGAUAAGAUAAACAAA